This is a messenger RNA of Morus notabilis, 909 nucleotides long. Its product is annotated as mitogen-activated protein kinase kinase kinase 17. Gene Ontology annotation, molecular function: protein kinase activity; ATP binding. The coding region runs from base 1 to 909 and encodes 302 amino acids. The transcript has a single exon. Lineage: Eukaryota; Viridiplantae; Streptophyta; Magnoliopsida; Rosales; Moraceae. The record is from RefSeq and is a predicted model, not a curated record. Gene Ontology annotation, biological process: protein phosphorylation.
AUGGAGUGGGUCCGGGGAGAAAUUAUAGGCCAUGGAAGCUUUGCCACUAUAAGCAAAGCCACCACAACAUGCAGAAACUCUCGUUCUGAUCUUCCUACGUUGUUAGCCGUGAAAUCCUCCGAUGCUUGCCUUUCAUCUUCGCUCAAGAACGAGAAACACGUUCUCGAAAGCAUGGGAAGCUGCCAGCAGAUCAUCCGCUGUUUCGGAGACAAUUCCAGCGUCGAAAACGGCCAGGAGUUCUACAAUCUUCUGCUGGAGUUCGCCUCCGGAGGCUGUUUGUCCGACCAAAUCAAGAACCAUGGCGGUCGGUUGCCGGAAACCGAUGUUCGACGAUAUACGAAGGCUAUUGUCGGAGGGCUUUGUGCCGUUCACUCAAAAGGGUUUGUUCACUGUGACAUAAAGCCGCAGAAUAUUCUUGUGUUUGAAGAUGGAGCCGCCAAGAUAGCCGACUUUGGGCUGGCGAAAGAGAAGGGUUUGGUCAUGAAGAAAACGGAGCUGAGAGGGACUCCUCUGUACAUGUCGCCGGAGUCGGUGAAAGCGAAUGAGUACGAAGCGCCUUGCGAUAUUUGGGCCCUCGGAUGCGUCGUUGUCGAGAUGAUAACCGGAAAGCCGGUGUGGUCUCACCUGACGGAGCUGAACCUUUUCACGCUGUUGAAGAAGAUUGCCAGAGGAGAAGAAACACCACGGAUUCCGGAGGAGUUGUCAGAGGAAGGGAAAGAUUUUCUCCGCCAAUGUUUCAUCAAGGAUCCUACCAAGAGAUGGACGGCUGAGAUGCUUCUCAAGCAUGCUUUUGUUGGUGAUCAAGAUGAGGCCUUGUUGUCAACCUCGUCGUCCAAGCUAUACAAGCCGAGUACUCCGCCUUCUCCGAGAUGCCCUUUUGGAUUUCCGGUAUCGGAUUCGAAUAGUUGA